Messenger RNA from Ricinus communis (castor bean), 1061 nucleotides. Its product is annotated as dynein light chain, cytoplasmic. Gene Ontology annotation, molecular function: dynein light intermediate chain binding; dynein intermediate chain binding. The transcript is spliced from 2 exons. Gene Ontology annotation, biological process: microtubule-based process. The record is from RefSeq and is a predicted model, not a curated record. NCBI's taxonomy places the organism in Eukaryota, Viridiplantae, Streptophyta, Magnoliopsida, Malpighiales, Euphorbiaceae. Bases 456 to 935 code for a protein of 159 amino acids. Gene Ontology annotation, cellular component: dynein complex.
GCAGUGGCAAAUAAUGGUGUGGGGUAGGGCCCACAAAUGAUAGAUUGAACGAUCAAAUUAGAGUAGACUCAUUUCCCAAGCUAAAAAAGCUGAAGCAAAGGACCACUCACAAGCCACCACCACGAUUCCCCAGCCACGUUCUAUUAUUUAAUAUGGGUUAGCCUUGUUGUAGUACGCAAUUCUGUUCCCGUACCUGAUCAUAUCUUUUACCUUCUGCUAUCUCCCUUUCAUGUUGUAUUUACGCUUCUAAAACACCACAAACGUUCUCUGUCAUUUGUCUCUUUCAAUACGCAGAAUCCAUAAAAUAUGCGAAAUAACAUUUGCCCUAGUCAAAGUUCAAAGAUAUCUGCCACCCACCAAAUACAAUUCUUUAAUUUCUUCUUUCUUCCUAUAAAGGACCUGCCUUUCUUUUUUCUUUCUUUCUCUCUGAAGACUUGAAAUUGUUUCAGUUUGAAAUGGAGAGACUGCCGUCAGAUGAUGGAAGGAGAAGGAGACUGGUGCGGAUGCAGUGCCCACCACCCGGACGUGUUUUAGCUGUGCCACCCAUGGUGAGAGCACCACCACCCAACCAGGCAAAGCUAGCAGCAAUAGCAGUUGAUUUGAAUAUACGAUUGAGAUCAGCUGAGAUGCCUGGUGCUAUGCAGGAGCGUGCGUUUCGGUGCACUAGAGCAGUCCUUGACGCAAAUCUCGAGAAGAAACUCAAUCCUACUCAUAUUGCAAUGUGUCUCAAGAAGGAGUUUGAUGCGGUGUAUGGACCGGCAUGGCAUUGCAUUGUGGGCAAGAGUUUUGGUUCAUUUGUGACUCACUCCAGUGGUGGAUUUGUGUAUUUCUCUGUGGACAAGCUUUCUUUUCUUCUUUUCAAGACAGAGGUCAGGCCAGUCCGGAAGCCACUUCCUCUUCCUCCUCCUUUGCUCAAGCUUAAUAUUAAUGAUUGAAAUUCUUACCAUUUAAUGUGAAAUUUAUUUACAGAUUGUCUUAGAACUAACGGCAUGAAAAUUUAUGCUAAAUAUUAUUACAGGGCUUUGGCAAUUAUGCUAGAAAUGAAAUCAGUUUCAUGUUAA